Molecule: messenger RNA, 351 nt
Organism: Ostertagia ostertagi
Lineage: Eukaryota; Metazoa; Nematoda; Chromadorea; Rhabditida; Trichostrongylidae
Source: the annotation of a GenBank genome assembly
AUGGCGCCGCCGUUCACGCAUUCGUGGUUUCCAGCACCAGGUCCCUUCAAAGCUCAACCUCAACGAGUAGUUGUGACCACAAGAAGCCAUCUUAGUCAGUCAGUGAUCGAUGCUUUAAAUGCUCUCAAGGAAAAGGGAUUAGUGGAUGUUAUCGAGAAAUAUGGAGGUGCUGGUUAUAAAGCGCAGCUGACAGACAUAUCCGGUAGAUUUUUGAGCUACGAAUCCUCAGUCCAACGCAACAACACAGGAGGAGUCCUAGCAUCGGCACCAUGGGUUAAUCACCAGGAGUACAUUGGUUCUAUACCGAAAGUUCUCAAAGAUCAACUACCGGAAAUUGUGGCGAAGAGCUAG